UAUAAAUUAUUCAGAAUCGUGGUCAUUUAAUGAUGAACUAUAAACAGUUGAGUAACACCUUCUUUAAGCAUGGUCAAGAGACUAAAGUGCAGUCUCAAAGUCCCAUCAUGGGUCAGACGUUUUGCCAGCGCAAAAGCUCAAAGAGAGACCAGAUUAAUGUAAAAGAGAUUAAAUGGAACUUUGACUGGAGUAAAGACAAAGUUCAUGCUUGGGAAAACCCGCCUAAACAGAAUUUUCAGGUCAAAUUUGAUAGGGAAAAUAAUAAAUCAGAGUCUCGCUGUAAAUCAAGGUCGAAUUUUAUUGGGUUUAAUAAAAGGAAAGCAUCCAUUAUUCUGGGUGAAAAGAUGAAAGCUUCAAGAUUUGUUAUGAAAGAGCUAAGAUCUAAUAAGAUCAAAAAUAAAAAGAGCAAUACUAGAAAAAUUCAAAUACAGAUUGAUCUCCAGCCUCAUGUGGAAGAUGAAACUCAAUUUUCAAAAACCCAAUAUACUCAAAAUUCAAAUCCAUCACCUCAUACAACCCUCAAAUCACCAUCCCCAAUCCCUCAAAUUCCAAAAUCGAAAUUUGGUGAAAUCAUACCACUUCCUAAAACCAACUCUUCAUUUAUCACAAAAAAGAUGAACUCUACAAUAAAAUUCACACCAAACAAUGUGCUUAGACCUUCUAUUCCUUCCUCUGCGCUGAACAAGAUACUAAAAAAUACUAAGGAGACUCCUGGUAGCACCCUGAAUGCUAUUAAUAACAUCAGAUUAGGUUCCAAGAAGUAUUCAACAAGCCAAAGAUUUCUGAAAAAUCUGAAACAGAAGAUAUCUACUGGAAAAUUCAGAAAUUCUGAGGAAAUUAACAACAUGCAAGAUUUAUGAAAUCUAAAAUCAGCCGCAAUGAGAAUCUUGAGCGCAUCUCAUAAGGAAUUUCAGAACCCAAGUGGGUUACAGGGGAGUGAAAAGUAUGAGCAUAGCCUGCAUAGUCAUUUGUCUAGCAAAGAAAUAGAGCAGCUUUCAAAUUUUUAUCCCAAAACAAACAUGUAUAUCAAAAGUUUGAAGCUGUCACCCAGAAGUAGUCCUAAAAAUCAGCGGAGCUUCAACAGCUAUGUUGCCUUAAAGAAUGAGCGCUUGACUGAUGAGUUCAUAUCAGCUCAGAAGAGUUUCAGUAGACUCUCAAGGAAAGGAAAUAAGCCGAAGACCAAUAAUCUUAACCGACGAUCUAGUUGUUGAGAAGAAAAGGACACUAACUUGUUUAAGAAAUGUAAGGAGUACCUUGAGAAAGAAGAGAGAAGGUUCAAGGCUGGAAUGAACAAAAAGCCACAUAAGAGCUUCUCAUUACUGCAAGAGACACCUUGCGACCGCAAGCAUCAAAGCAAGGACCAACCAAAUUUUCUGAGUCCAAAAGAUUCCCAAAAAUGAAAAUUUAACCCAUCCUUCUUUUCAAACCCUGUAAAUAACUACAUCAAAGUCUCAGGGAAGCCUGUCACAAAGGUUGCUAGAUACCGCAUAAAUCCCUCUUCUAAACCCUCUUAAACAUUUUCCCCCAA
Messenger RNA from Moneuplotes crassus, 1528 nucleotides. NCBI's taxonomy places the organism in Eukaryota, Ciliophora, Spirotrichea, Euplotida, Euplotidae. The record is from the annotation of a GenBank genome assembly.